Molecule: messenger RNA, 753 nt
Organism: Lactuca saligna
Lineage: Eukaryota; Viridiplantae; Streptophyta; Magnoliopsida; Asterales; Asteraceae
Source: the annotation of a GenBank genome assembly
AUGAGAGCAGCAGUGUGCUUUUCACACUUUCAACUUCCUAAAUGCCAAAUUCAUACCUUUUCUGCUUCUUGGUGGGAAAAGAUCCAUAAUUUCAGCAAAAAAAGAUCCAGUAUUUAUGGCCUUCAAGGGGGGAAUACUAAUAGUAGAAGAUGGACCCAAAAAUCAUUAUCAACAAACACAGAAGGAAUUGCGAAGAACAUCUUAAGCAGAAAAACAACCAAUAUUGGCCAACAAAUAACCGAUAUCUCAGAGAACAAAGAUCUAUCAAAGCUGGUUACCAUUUUUGUCUUUGAUAUUGAGACAACUGGUUUUAGCAGAGAGAAUGAACGCAUCAUUGAGAUUGCAAUGCAGGAUCUUAGUGGUGGAUUAAAUAGUACAUUUGAGACACUCGUAAAUCCUGAUAAAAUUGUUACAAAUCCACAUAUCCAUGGGAUUUCAACCUAUAUGGUCAAUAGACCCGGUAUCCCAAGGAUGAAAGAUUUGAUACCCAUUUUGAUAGAUUAUGUGGAAAGCCGUCAGAAACCCGGUGGUCAAACAUUAUUUAUUGCUCAUAAUGGGAAGGCAUUUGAUGUCCCUUUUUUAAUCAGUGAAUUCAACCGUUGUUCUUUUGAAAUCCCACCACAUUGGGAGUUCGCGGAUACAAUGCCUCUUGCUCGUGAAAUCAUGAAAGUUGAAGGUCUGUCUUUGUCUGACUCUAUUUUUUUGGCCUCACCGUGUUUGGUGUGCAUUGGACUGAAAUUGGGACUGAUGUGA